Messenger RNA from Aphanomyces invadans, 975 nucleotides. RefSeq lists its product as hypothetical. The transcript has a single exon. The record is from RefSeq and is a predicted model, not a curated record. The coding region runs from base 70 to 921 and encodes 283 amino acids. NCBI's taxonomy places the organism in Eukaryota, Oomycota, Saprolegniomycetes, Saprolegniales, Verrucalvaceae.
CAGAAUUCGAUGUAAUUGAUGGCAGAGCAGCCAAUCAUGUGUUGAUGCGGUAAAGCGAAUCGGCAUCCCAUGAUGGGGAAGGCGCGGCAAACCUGCGACGUCUGUGGCCGACCUCCAUGCGUGUGCUUCUGCGGCGUUAUUCCAUUGCCGAAGCUCAAGACUCGAUUCAAUGUCCACUGCAUUCAGCAUCCAAACGAAGCCAAGCGCAAAGCUCUGUCCAGCGUGCCCCUCCUCCAACACUCCAUCGAGAACUUCACGCUCGAAGUGGCAACAUCUACCAAGUUGACACAUGAUUCUGACGAGGUGGUGCUGCUGUUGUUCCCAGGACCUACUGCCACGGUGCUUUCCACGGCCAACUGGCGUCCAAACCUCACGCUCGUUGUCGUGGAUGGUACAUGGAAGGAGGCCAAGAAAAUUGUUCACAAUGAUCCAGUGCUACAGUCGCUGCCUCGCGUCGUUGUGCAAUCGACAGCGACAAGUUUGUACGGCGCGCUUCGAAAAGAACCAAUGGAUGGAUGCUUGUCUACACUGGAGGCAGUUGCACAAGCCAUUAGCGACUUGGAGGGCCAGACGUCGACGGAGGAGAUUCUGUUGGCAGCGUUCGAAUCCGUCGUGGCUCGACAGCUGGACUUUCUCAACGCUGGUAUCCAAAGAACUUUGGCCAUCUUCGACGGCAUCCCCAAGCCUUCUCCAGUAUUGCAGGAAGUCGUUGUAUCCGUUCCAGAGGAGGCAGGGGACGAAUCAUGGUAUGAGUUUUACAAAGUUCAGCGCAACGUGGCGCAAACAAAGGAGACCCUUCACGGGGUUCCCUUCUAUGGGACGCACAGCCAAGCGAUCGCUCAGUUGGCUCAACUCAAUGCCGGCCGAACUCGCGGGAAUCGGUUUGGUGCGCGCCGCCAACGCCACCAUGACCAAUCGUAGAACAUGCAAAAUAAUAUUUUUAAUUGACACAAAAAGAGAUCGAAAAUGGUAAAG